AUGGACGCCUUUCUGCUCGGGUUGUUAUCGUGUCUGUGGUUGCAGGCCUGCGGGUUUCCCACACCGCAGCCGACGAGUAACAGCAUCAAUCUUGCUUUGGGUGAAGAUAAGAAUGCAGCCUACGAGCUGCACCGACUAGGGCAAUCUGCUCUCGAUCUCACUCUCGACGGUCUCGAGCGCCGUCUACUAGGCGAGACCGACCAACCCAGCUGUACCCUAGAAACCAUGCGGGUGCGACGAGACUGGAGAGCUCUCACGCGCGGCGAAAGAAAAGACUACAUCGAUGCGAUUCUGUGCUUACAACGACUCCCACCACAGACACCCGCGGCAAUGGCCGCCGGAGCAAAGACUCGGUAUGAUGACUUUGUGGCUACGCAUAUCAAUCAGACCUGGCAUAUACAUCGAACAGGGACAUUUCUCGCGUGGCAUCGAUACUUCAUCUUCACCUUCGAAGAGGCUCUGAAGAAUGAGUGUGGGUUCAAUGGGGAUCUGCCGUACGUGACACCAUGUCUUAGUAUGCUAUAUCACAACUUACACAAGAGACGUUCCCACUCACCUGGAAUCUCCCCCGUCAGAUACUGGAACUGGGGCGCUGAUGUUUACUCAAUGGAAGCGUCGCCUCUUUUUGAUGGCAGUGACACUUCACUCUCCGGCAACGGCGCUGUCGUCCCCAACCAACCUGAUCUGGCUAUCCCUCUAGGCGACACAGACGUACCUCCGCUGGUCCUUCCCCCAGGUACCGGGGGUGGAUGCGUGACCAGCGGACCGUUUGUCAAUUAUUCUCUCUCCAUGGGACCAUCCUCCCUGUACAUACCCGGGGGAAACCUGACCCGAAUGUCAAAUCCCCUCGACUACAAUCCGCGCUGCAUGAAACGAGACCUGACCACCUCGAUCCUCCGGGAGAACAACAACUAUACCGCCACUCUGCAACUCCUGCAAACCAGUUCUGAUAUCUGGGCCUUUGAGACCACCGCUCAGGGCGCACCGGGUAGUGGCCUUCUCGGUGUCCAUGGAGGUGGUCACCUCGCGAUGGGCGGCGAUCCCGGCCGUGAUGCCGAUGCCAACCCGGGAGAUCCGGGGUUCUGGAAUCACCAUGCCAUGAUUGAUCGUUUGUGGUGGAUGUGGCAAUAUAUGGACCUGGCGAAUCGCGAAUUCGCGAUUCGAGGCACGGGGACGUUCUUGAAUGAUCCUGUUUCCCCGAACACGACGCUCGAUACGCAUGUGAAUGUCGGAUAUGUGAAGCGCGGGUCGAUUGCCAUGCGGGAUAUCAUGAGUACGACUGCUGGACCCUUUUGUUAUGUUUAUUUGUGA
This is a messenger RNA of Penicillium diatomitis, 1311 nucleotides long. Its product is annotated as tyrosinase family protein. Bases 1 to 1311 code for a protein of 436 amino acids. The transcript has 2 exons. Gene Ontology annotation, molecular function: oxidoreductase activity. Lineage: Eukaryota; Fungi; Ascomycota; Eurotiomycetes; Eurotiales; Aspergillaceae. The record is from RefSeq and is a predicted model, not a curated record.